Molecule: messenger RNA, 3520 nt
Organism: Pangasianodon hypophthalmus (striped catfish)
Lineage: Eukaryota; Metazoa; Chordata; Actinopteri; Siluriformes; Pangasiidae
Product: heat shock factor-binding protein 1-like
Exons: 4
Coding region: 137-370 (77 amino acids)
Biological process (GO): cellular heat acclimation
Cellular component (GO): nucleus; cytosol
Molecular function (GO): transcription corepressor activity
Source: RefSeq, a predicted model, not a curated record
CGUGCGCGCUCCUGUGUGGGCAAUCAGUCGCCUACGCACUGAGGUGCAGAUAAAUCAGUAAAUUCACACGAGUUUCUCAAUCUAACACUUUCUCUCUCUCUCUCUCUCUUCUCUCUCACACACACACACACUCGAGAUGUCUGACACGGAGCCCAAAUCAGCCCAGGAUUUAACCGUGGUGGUGCAGAGUUUACUGCAGCAGAUGCAGGACAAGUUCCAGACCAUGUCCGACCAGAUCAUCGGAAGAAUCGACGAGAUGAGCACCCGCAUCGACGACCUGGAGAAGAACAUCUCCGACCUCAUGACUCAGGCGGGCGUGGAGGAGUUUGACGGAGAGAACAAAAUCGGCGACGCGUCAGGAACGGCAUGAUGAAGACAAAGAGCCACCGAUCCAAUAAGUGCAUGAGCGUACGCAGUUUUGGUACCGGAAGAAUCCCCCGUACGUUUGGGGAGCGUCCUGCGAUCUGUAGCCUGUGGUCAAAUGAGACUGUGAUGUGUGACGUCAUGGAUGUUCCUCUCUAGUUCCUCUCUAGUUCCUCCUUCCCUCCCUCCUUUCUUUCCUCCCUCAAAAUCAAAACAACCUUUCGGUGUCUGUGGUGGUAUUGAUUGUUUCUUUAUUCAUGCGUCUUGCACAAAUCCACGCUGCAUAAAUCCUACGUGCUGAACUUUAGCGCAACAGCGAAACAGAAGAACAUAGAUCUUAUUAAACGCCUGAUGUACUGUGAAUUUACACUCAGAUUUCCAGCAAAUUUCUUGGUGCUGUUGGUGAGAUUUUCUGCAAAGACCACCGGAGGGUUGAUUACUCGAAUGCCCAGUGUGAUUACUGUAUCUCAAAUAAAUAAAAGCAUGUUUUCAAACCACAAACAAGCUACGUGUUUAAAAGAAGAAGCCUGAGGUAAGAGGUUUAUAUCGGCUAUAACGGUUCGAUUUCAGUGUCACAGUGUCGACUUUUCCUGAGUAAAAUGUAUGACUAGAUGUUUAGCUGUUUCUGGUUGCAGAAGUUAUAACCUAAAUAGUUAAAAAAAAUUCUAGCGUAACUUUAAGGCAUUAGCAUGAGCUUUACGGUAUACGCAACAGUCUAAACACUGCUUUUAACAUUUUCAUAUUUUUGUUUUAAAGCCACAGAAAUCUGGAAACCAUGUUCAAUCUCAUACUGUCUUUAAUAUAACAAAAGUUACAGUGACAUCAUGGGCUUUCUUUCUAAAUAGUAUUUAAUAAAUACUCUAAAUUUAUGAUCGUUAGGAUUCAAGAGGCCAUUAUGAGAUUAUUAAUCAUAUCUUAAUGAAUCUAUUAUAUUUAUAGCUAAAGUCUUAAUAUAUGUCCUUAAACUUAUAUUAAAACGUUACUGAAAAAUAUUUGAAGCGUGCAUUUUGUUAUACUUUAAAUACAUACAUUAAUAAAGCUGAGCAGAUCCUAAAACACUAAACAUUAGAGAAUAUGUUAUUAGAAAACGUAGAGCUCCUCUAGGGUUCUCCGCUUGUCCCUCUAAAGUUUGUGUAAAAGAGCUCUUAAUUAUCAAACGAACCCCUAAAGAACUCUUUAACACUUUUUCCUAAGAGUAUACUUUUUUUUUUUUUUUUUUUUUUUUUUUUUGGACAUUCUGUAGUGCUCUGUUAGAAUAAAAAAUUUCUUUUGUAGGAAAAUACAAAAUUUUCUGGUAAUAUUAAGUCUAAUUUGUGUAUUAGUGCUGGAUUUUUUUUUUUUUUUUUUUUAACUAAAGGAGAGUCAAGACACAUUGAAGAAACAAUUUUAUCCUUAAACAAAAUGCCUGUAUGUGCCCCAACUCCCAGAAAAAAAAAAAAAAAAAUCACCAAUGAAGCCAUAAAUUUAAGGGAAACGUUUGUGAAAAAUAAAAAUCAGGCAAAUAUGAAAUUUUUGUCAGAGACACAGAGCUUCUAAAUGAACCGUAUUCGACUAUAACACUGCUAAAAGUUGCUUUUAUGUUGAAAACAAACAAAAAACAUCAAAACAAAAGCUUUUAUUUACAGAACUCGUUCGAUAUUAGACGUAAUAUCCAGUCAAUAAACACACGGUUGAUGAUCUCGGAGUAUAAUAAUGUUACACACCUCAAUAACGCGCUGACGCAAAUUCAUAACAUUCCUAAUUUGCUCUGUGCAUGCGUAAAAAUAUAAAACCCUAUAACAUUAACGCUAUGCAUGAUCCUGGACACCAUACAAUCUGUAAUACAUAUGAAUAUUUAUCACUUAACACCAAAUAUGGUGCUCUGAUCUUUAGCUAGUGCAUGCUUAAUGAUUUAUCGGUUUAUUGCGAUGCUAUACAACUCGGUUAGCUAGCUACAGGAAACGUACUUCUGCCAUUUACUAGUUAACGAGAAUAAAAAUGUGAUUGUGGUUUUGUUAAAAUAGGACAUUAACACAAGGGUACACUAAGUAGCAUAGGAUUAAAGAAUUUUUAAUCAAAUUUUAAUCACAGAUGUAUCAGAAGAGUCUGCAGUUGACUCUGAAAAACACCUCGGAAUAAAUAUUUUUAAAUGACGAGAUACCUCUGAGUCUGCUCUACGCUUUCUGACGUAGUUUAGCUGGAUAUUUUUGCUCAGGAUAUUGUUACGUACAUCCUAACAAACGUAAACGUAUUCUCUACUAACAAUCCAGAAUUGUAUUUUCAUUUCUUUUUAAUCUUUAAUGAUAGUCUUUUAACUAACUAACUAACUAACUAACUAACUUUGCUGUCCAGGUUUUUUUGGUUUGCGGCCCAUGAUCCCCGUGUUGGCUCAGGGAGAUUUUCCGUGCUACAUUUUGCCCUUUGUUUUUUUUUUUUUUUUUUUUAAUUUUUUUAUUUGUCUGUACAAAUGUGUAGAUUUGUACCGAAACUACAUUCUAGAAAUAAAACAGAAUUGAAUGUUUAUAUAACCGAGACCUUUAAAAUCUAAGUAAAUGGUCUAAAUAGCAAAGUAAAUGUACCCAAUUUUUAAAAAAAAAAAAUGUUUAAUGGAUUAACUAUGACACUUAUAAUCAAACUGGGCAUGUUUAAACAGUAGUUGAUUGUGUAGUAAAAUGCUGGAGUUAUAACAGUACUGUUCCUUUCAACACAGGUGCUACUUAUUUUAUUAUUAUUAUUAUUAUUAUUAUUUUUUGGUGGGUUGGAAAUUAAAGAUGACUUCUUGAGGAAAUUACCUCCAUAUAUAUUGUUAUAUUCAUGUAUCUUUGACAGAUAUACUGAUUGUUCAACAGGUUGGAUGUACUCAAUUUACUUGAAUCAGUUUACUAAGAAAAUAAAAACGUGCUAUUUCUUUGCACCUUACACCUGGAAUCGAAUUUUUCCAGUUGAAGGUGCUGUAUUUGGUGCCAUCGAGACGUUUUUGGAUUUGUAAAAAUAAUACUUGAUUUGUAUUAUUUUUAUCUUACUGUAUGUAAUCUGUGUUGUGUUUGCAUGACAAUAUUCAGCCUGCUAUUAUGUUAGAGACAGAGAUUCUUUGUGAAUGUGACUUGUGGUCAUUUUCCCUCCCUGCUAAAUAAUGCUUAAUAAAGGAAAUACUCUUUGAUUUCUCUCUGAUCUUAAA